Periconia digitata is the source of this 822-nucleotide messenger RNA. The record is from the annotation of a GenBank genome assembly. Lineage: Eukaryota; Fungi; Ascomycota; Dothideomycetes; Pleosporales; Periconiaceae.
UUCGACAUCAGAGGAUUCAACAACGUUCUAUUUGUAAACGUACAUGGUUCGUUGUAUCCGAUACAGUAUGAAGAUUCCAUCGCCCCCCAGACCGGGUUUUCCUGCAAAAGGCCUCCCAACAUGGCAGCUCCAUAUGAAGAUAAAAUCGUCACAGUGUUCGACGGCGCAUUAACGAUAUGCUGGAAGCGCCACCCAAAAAGAGACUUCGCCUUCGAGGCAACCUUUCAGCUCGAUCAUCCUGCGCUCGCCAAAUUCAGGUCCGGCAAACCCCCGCUCCAUUUCCACCCCCAUCAAGAAGAGUACAUAAAAGUCACCGAAGGGAGUCUGGCGGUCGAAUUUGAAGGCCAAGAACAUGUGUUGACCUCUGAGGACGGUGAGUUUCUCGUCAAGCCUUGGGCAAUACAUCGAUUAUAUACGCUGCCGCCCUCGGCGCAAGGGGAAGACUCGUCCACCCACGGCAAUAGAGUUAGCUUCCAGGCGUCUGGAGAAAGAACGGAAGAAAUGUACAAAAUGGACUACCUGUUCUUUGAGAACUGGUACGGUUACCAGGAUGAGAUGAUACGGGAUCGUAAGAGCAUAAGUCUGAUUCAGACCAUGUCUAUGUUCGAUGCUGGAGGUUCAUAUAUAGUCCUGCCAUGGUGGGUGCCAUUCAGAAGGCGAACAUCACAGAUCCUCGGGAUUCUCAUAGGAAGAUGCCUGGGAGGCUUAUUGGGCUAUCGGCCGUUCUAUCGCAAGUGGUCGACAGAUUGGUCACUUGCGCAAAGCAAGAUGAGGACUUCAAUUUUCCAUUGGCACUUUGCGGGACGCGACAAGUUGGAGUGA